This is a messenger RNA of Clupea harengus (Atlantic herring), 3845 nucleotides long. The record is from RefSeq and is a predicted model, not a curated record. Lineage: Eukaryota; Metazoa; Chordata; Actinopteri; Clupeiformes; Clupeidae.
UUUCAGUUUCUGUGUCGCAGAAAACCAAAGAUGGUUCGAGUAGAGAGGCCUGUGGUUGACAUGUCUGUAACUCUGUUCUUUCCCCUCACACAGGUGGUGAAGAGACAAGGAGAAAAGGGGGAGAGUCCCAUGAUCGGUGACAAGGUGUUUGUUCACUACACAGGGAAACUGCUCAAUGGGAAGAGGUUUGACUCAAGCAUUGACCGCAAGGAGCCAUUCAGCUUUAACCUGGGCAAAGGUCAGGUGAUUAAGGCCUGGGAUAUAGGUGUAACCUCCAUGCUGAAAGGAGAGAUCUGCACUCUCCUCUGUAAUCCUGAGUACACCUAUGGUACAGCCGGCAACCCCCCCAAAAUCCCCCCCAAUAGCUCACUGCUGUUUGAGGUGGAGCUGCUGGACUUCAGUGGAGAGGAGUUGACAGAAGAUGGUGGCAUCGUCCGGAGGAUAAAGGUCAAAGGGGAAGGCUACAACAAUCCCAAUGAUGGAGCAUCAGUCCAUGUGCACUUAAAGGGAAGUUAUGGGGGUCGAGUGUUUGACACACGGGAUGUGCACUUCAUCGUGGGAGAGUCAGAGGAUGCUGGAGUGCCCUUGGGAGUGGACAGGUCCAUGGAGAAGAUGCAGAAGGGAGAGUGCUGCCUGCUGUAUCUGAAGCCCAAAUACGGUUUUGGAACCGAGGGGAAACAGCAGUAUGCCAUUGGACCAAAUGCUAAUGUGGUAUAUGAAGUGACACUCAAAGACUUUGUAAAGGCCAAAGAAUCUUGGGAAAUGGACCUGAAUGACAAACUUGAGCAGUCACUUUUGGUCAAACAGAAAGGGACUCAGUAUUUCAAGGCUGGGCGAUAUUAUCAAGCUGUGAUCCAGUACCAGCGGAUUGUGUCUUGGCUGGAGAUGGAGUGUGGAGUGAGUAAAGACCAGCAACAGGCCAUCCAGGAUCUGCUGCUUGUGGCUCACCUCAAUCUGGCAAUCUGUUACCUUAGACUACGGGACUUCUCAAAUGUGGUGGAGAACUGCAACAAGGUGAUUGAGACUGAUGCUGACAAUGAGAAGGCCCUUUACCGGAGAGGGGAGGCUCGUCUUCAGCGGAAUGAGCUUAGUUUGUCCUUAAGAGACUUCCGGCAUGUUAUCCAGGUGAACCCCUCCAACCGUGCCGCUCAUUCUCAGAUCAGCAUCUGCCAGAGGAAGAUGCGUGAGCACCAUGAACAGGACAAGAAGAUCUAUGCCAACAUGUUCCAGAGAUUUGCAGAACACGAUGCUAAGGUGGCCCGGCUAAAGAGGAAGCGAGAUGGCAGCAAGGCAGGCGACCUCAGCAGUAAACGAAAACAGCGCAGAAGUCAGGACUGUUCCUAAUCUCAGAGGAGGAGCACUGGGGCCAUUACCAAAGCCACAUCCCCAGAGGACCGCAGAAAGGGGCCGGGCGUCUGGUCUCCCCUGUCACCCCACACUAAAACAGCCGGGUUGGGGGGCUGUGAGGGAAUCAUGGCGCUUCAUGCCCCUAUCCACCAAAAUAAAACAAAUCAGCCCUGACCCCAACACUGGGACAAGGGGAGGCUCCAAACGUCAUUUUGUCAAAGACAUGGGUCGCAAACAAAACAAAACAAAACAAAACAAAACAAAACAAAACAAGACAAAACUGGGGAAAGCUUGAAAAACUGCACAUGGUUCCUACAUGUCCACUUGCAACUAGCCUCCCUACCCUUUGUGCUUCACCAAUCUCUCUGUCUGUCUUUUUCUGUGUAAUUUAUAGUUAAAUAUUGCAUUACAUGAAUGAUCUCUUAAUAAUUUGUUAUGCAACUGUGUGGAUGCUCCAGAUUUAGUUUGGUUUAGAUGCAGUAUUCCUUUGGUUGUCUCUGUUUAUUUAGCACAAAGGGACAAGGUGUCUGUCAGCUGGAUGGACAUGGACCCGAGUGUUACACGCAGUGCAUUUACAUGAAUAGGAGUAUGAAUAUUUAGUAUGUAGGAUACAAGAGGCCGUUCUGUUGACACUGUUUAAAGUGUUAAAAGUUCUCUCAAUUAUGCAGACGAGUGCACUCUUCCCCAAAGGGAAAAAAACUGAUACGUGACAAAGUCACAUCAGACUCUAAAGAGGGAUACACUCUGCUGAGGCUAUGGACAUACAGCAUAUCCUGCUUCAGCAUCAGUGAAGGAUCCAAAAACUUCUCAAGACCCUUUGGAUCGCUUCCUGUGUUGGGAACACAAUUUUCCUUGCAUCCUUUAUGGAAAAACAUCACUCUCUCACUCACACUUCAGCUGUGAACAUAAGGGAGAGCAUAGGUUCAUUUGCAUGUUAUUUUGGUACAAUGAGAUGGUCAAUAUGGGCACAUAUGUGUAUACAAAAACAAACAGAUGAAAAAUAUCAGGCAGCAUCAAUGUUAUAGAAUCUUUGAUAGUUUCAUUUAUAUGACCCUUUUACUCCUGUAGUGGCAGAUCUCUCUUCCAAUGUGUCCUUAAACUCUGCAGCUCUCUGAAGGAGUAAUGCUGUCAUGAACACUCAUCAGACAUAGUGUCAUUUGAACUCUCUCACCUAAGGGUUGGGUAGUUUACAUCAAGUGCUGUUUGUACUGAUUCCAUUCAAUAAUGUAUUCUGUUGAUCAAUUGAUGAAACCGUUGUUCUAGAUGACACAUUUAUUUUGCAUUGGUUGGUUAUAAAGUGUUUGGAUGUUUACAGCAGUAUCAAUGAGAGUUUUACAGUAAUCAAAAAAAAAAGAAGAAGAAGAAAGAAUCAAAGAAUCUCACUGCCUUCUCCUUAUUCAAGGCUGCUGUUUUAUUCUGUGUUCAAAUAUGUUUGUACAAUCUUUUCAUAGCUUUGGGAGACUUUGGGAGAUCACAUUGUUCCCCCUUCGUUCUUCUCUUCUGUUCACAUCUGCAACAUCUUGUGCUUCUUGUUUUAAGCUCUAUUGCCUUGGUAAUCAAUAACCACAUUAAUAUUACAUGCACUAUAAGCUUCAACUUUUCUUUAAGAUGUUUCAGUUUAAGCUUUUCUCAAGAAAGGUAAAAGCUAAUGCAAUCGUUAUUGUUUAUGACAGUCCUGGUAUUAUUAAUAACCAACAUUUUGAACCAAUAGGUAGCAACAUAUAAGUUUCAGAUACUCAACACACAUCAGAAAACUGACUGAAUAGCUGAAAAUCAUAUAUUGGAGAACAAUUAGGCUCCAUUAAGACCAUACCAAACCACCACUGUAAGACAAACUAUAUUUAUACUGUGCCCCCUGUUCAAUUACAUCUGUUUGUUUUAAAUGUGUUAAAGCUACUGGCCAAUAGAGGGUGCUCUUUUGAAAUACUUCACAGACUCCACUGUGUCAAAAGAGAAUGUAUAAAUAUUAUGAUCCAUUUGUUCUUAAAUUCUGCAAAUCAACUUCCAUCUUUGCUUCAUCCAAAGUUGCAUAUUACAAGUGAAUAGAAUUGAGAAUAUAGAAUGAGAAUAUGUGAAUAGAAAGUGGCGAUUUGAUCAUAUUUGUGCAAAUACAAUGAAGUCAUGUUAGGAAGCGAUAUUCUGGAUGUUUUUAAGUCUGAUCAUGGUCUCUUAUUUGAAUUGAGCUUUUCUAUCUAUCUGUACUUUGACAAAAAAUGCACACAAGUGGCUUAAAAACCUAUUACUGAAGCUAAUGGACAAGUAAUCCACAAAUAUAAGUCUAAUCAAAUUCUAAUCAACCUGUAAUGUGAUUGCAAAAAUUAAACCUGUAUUGUUUUAUGUCUUUACAGAAAACAGAUAUUAGUUAAGGCAUUACUUCAUAAGACAUCGUCAUCAACACUGUUUAAGUAUAUAAAGAGAAAACCCAAGACUUGAAAACCUAUUUUAUGGAGGCUAAGAGGCUAAUGAGCAGUACUGUAAAUAAAUAUUUUGAAUCUGAA